AUGGUGGAAAAUAGCCUUGAACAAGCACUCAGGAAUUUCCAUCGCUGCUUUUAUGAGAAGGGUGUUCUGGAUCAUAAUUUUGAGAAUGUUAAGAGAUCAGAAGCUCAAGGAAAUCUUAUCGAAGUGGUCACCAAGUUCAUCAAUACUGUUGAUGUUUUCAUGGAGGAAACAACCGGGCUCAUGAAUGAACCCGAACUGGACUAUGAAACUUUAAAUAGCCAUCUUCAUCGGCUCCAAGGAAGGAGUGCGAGCAUUGGUGGUUGUCGGAUGGCUGCAGCUUGUCGUGACGUUCGACAAGCUAUUGAUGCUGGGGACAAGGCAAGUUAA
Messenger RNA from Mangifera indica (mango), 327 nucleotides. RefSeq lists its product as uncharacterized. Gene Ontology annotation, biological process: phosphorelay signal transduction system; phosphorylation; cytokinin-activated signaling pathway. Gene Ontology annotation, molecular function: histidine phosphotransfer kinase activity; protein histidine kinase binding. NCBI's taxonomy places the organism in Eukaryota, Viridiplantae, Streptophyta, Magnoliopsida, Sapindales, Anacardiaceae. The record is from RefSeq and is a predicted model, not a curated record. Bases 1 to 327 code for a protein of 108 amino acids. The transcript has 5 exons. Gene Ontology annotation, cellular component: cytoplasm; nucleus.